AUGUCGUCAGAUGGGGACGCCAAAGAAGAAGAGAAUGAAACCAACACAAUAACAGAAUGGGAAGAGAGAAAGAGAGAAACAUGCCUGAGAUGGAAAACCAGAAGACGUGCCAUCUUAAGCAACCCAGAUCUUCUCUCAAAAACUCCAUGGGUCCGUCUUCUAGAAAACGACUUCUGGGGAACUCCACUGAGCGACAGCGGCUCUCACGGAUCAUACCGGCCCCUGUGCGUGCUAACGUUCCGUCUAAACUAUCUUCUGGGAGGUUUCCAACCAUGGGGCUACCACCUAGUCAACGUGCUCCUGCAUUGCCUGGCCACAGUUCUUCUCAUCCGAGUGGCCAGACUCAUUUUACCAAAAGCAAAAUCGUCAGUUGGCUCGAUGGUGACGGGCUUGGUAUUUGCGACCCAUCCCAUUCAUACUGAAGCUGUGGCAGGAGUAGUAGGUCGAGCGGAUUUAGCUGCGUGCAAUUUUUAUUUUUUAUCGUUACUGGCUUACGUUGCACAUGUUAGAUGUAGAGAUACACAGUAUUGUCACCGAUUCUGCAAGAAAAGUUCUGUGAUGAAGUCAGAUUCAAAGCAGUAUCAGAAAAUUGUAUACGCGUUACAUAAAAGUGUAACCAGCUGCAACUGGCCUAAAAGACAGUUAAGAGAUUUAGAAAAUACCGAACUCUCCUCUGUUAGUGUUGUUAUGAAGAAACGAGAUAAUGUCCGUUCUUGUUGUUGGAAAAAUAAUUUAAAACUGUGGAUUUAUUUGGUUUUGUGUUUGCUUUUAGCCAUCGCUGCUAUGUUGAGCAAGGAGACUGGAAUAACCGUACUGGGAAUUUGUUUUGUGUAUGAUUUGGUGUACUGCAUACCUAGCAGCAAGGUAAGAUUUCUAAAUAGUUUAUGUUAA
Messenger RNA from Diabrotica balteata, 891 nucleotides. The record is from the annotation of a GenBank genome assembly. NCBI's taxonomy places the organism in Eukaryota, Metazoa, Arthropoda, Insecta, Coleoptera, Chrysomelidae.